This is a messenger RNA of Dufourea novaeangliae, 1989 nucleotides long. It is a transcript of the gene Nt5c, whose product is annotated as 5'-nucleotidase domain-containing protein 3. The transcript is spliced from 9 exons. The record is from RefSeq and is a predicted model, not a curated record. Lineage: Eukaryota; Metazoa; Arthropoda; Insecta; Hymenoptera; Halictidae. Bases 314 to 1903 code for a protein of 529 amino acids. Gene Ontology annotation, molecular function: 5'-nucleotidase activity.
CACGAGCGUUUGAACUCCGACAAUUACAAGCGAAACACGGUGGACCUCGCUAUAAAUAGCGGAGUACGAACGACUAAGAACGAGGGAAGAAGAGAUAAACGGAUAGAAGACUCACGGUGUGUGAUAGUGUUAGAGCACGAGAAGAACAGCGUCAUACACGUACGAUUUCGGAUUCAGUGAGAAACACGAAGGCCAACACACGGAAACAACGACAAGGGCUGGUAGAACGGCGCAGGAACUUGAAUCUCCCGCCGUGUGGAGUGCCAAUCGUCGAGCACCGUGGUCGUAGGUGUAUACCCGCCAAUCGUCCGUGAUGCUGCACGUGAAAACCUUCGCUGUCGCUGCAACAUCGCCACUAGUUGUCGAAAGUCUCCUCUCGUCGUGGUUGUUUCGCGUGUCCAGCAGCCAUGUUGUGUCCAGUGGUACGACCGGUAAACGCGUCCUUCACAGUAUCCCAAUAUCGCGUGAGGUCAUGCUCGAGAACUACCAGAAGGCGCACGAGAAGUACAGAUCGAAAAAGCUACCCCGAGACGUGAAUCCAAAGGGGGUGUUCGCCUGCAACGAGCUCGACCUAAAGGAGGUCCAGGUCUACGGAUUCGAUUACGACUACACGUUGGCCUGCUACAAACCCUCCAUGGAUUACUUGCUUUACAAUCUCGGCCGCGACAUGCUCAUCCAGAGGUACAAGUACCCGGAGGGAAUCGGCGGCCUCGAAUACAAGGAGGAUUUCGCUGUACGGGGUCUCCAUUACGACAUCGAAAAGGGUCUGCUGCUGAAGCUCGACAGCUUCUUGCAAAUUCAAUUCGGCGCCGUUUACCGGGGUUUACAUCCGGUCCCGGACGACGAGGUCCUCAGGCUCUAUAAGAACAGAAUAAUACCGAUCGCCUACGUGGAGGCGCCGCACAAGCACUCCCAUAAAGAGGCGCUGCACCGAACGAAGAUGAUUCAACUGGCCGAUUUGUUUUCGGUACCGGAAAUGGGGCUUCUGUGCAACGUCACGGAGUACUUCCUUCGGAAUCAUAUCGAUUAUCACCCCGAGAUACUCUUCAGGGACGUAAAGAAUUCUGUGCAAAGUUGCCAUCCCAUAAUGCACGGCAUGGUGGUGCAAAAUGUGUCAGACUAUUUGGAAGAGAAUAAGGAAUUAACGAAAUUCAUCGACCGACUUAAAAAGGCUAACAAAAAGAUGUUUUUAGUGACCAACAGCCCUUUCCACUUUGUUGAUACGGGAAUGAAAUUUUUGGUCGGUAAUAACUGGAAAGAUUAUUUCGACGUCGUAAUAGUGCAAGCAAGGAAACCGAAAUUCUUCACCGAAGAAUCUCGACCGCUCAGAAUUUACGAUGAAGUCAAUGAAACUCAGUUAUGGGAUCGGGUCACGAAACUCGAGAAAGGUGUGAUAUACCUUGAAGGAACAGUUAAACAAUUGCAAGACAUGACUGGUUGGCGAGGACACCAAGUCCUGUAUUUCGGGGAUCAUCCCUAUAGUGAUCUGGCGGAUGUAACUUUGGAACAUGGUUGGCGAACCGGUGCCAUAAUUAAAGAAUUAACUCACGAAAUAUCGACACUAAACAAUCCAAAGUUCAAAGAGAACGCUAAUUGGUUGCAAAUGCUGACUGGCCUGAUCGAGGAGCAUCAAGAUUAUGAAGGACCCGACGCUCAAGUAACGCUCAAUGAGUGGAUCAAGGAGAGGGAUCAGUUAAGGAACGACAUAAAGCGUGUCUUUAAUAAACAAUUCGGCUCUGUGUUCCGAACAUAUCACAAUCCCACGUAUUUUUCUAGAAGACUCUUUAGGUUCGCCGAUAUUUAUAUGAGCACGAUCACAAACCUGUUAGAAUACUCAACGAGUCACACGUUUUAUCCUAGAAGAGGCGUGAUGCCUCACGAAUACACCAGCUACUUCGUGUAAUAUAUAAACUUGCGUUUGAACACCCAGUUAGAUGUGUAUUUUCUACGUUUCUUUUUUUUGCAAAUCUGCUACGAGCUUACGGAACA